Messenger RNA from Colletotrichum fioriniae, 2253 nucleotides. It is a transcript of the gene MEF2, whose product is annotated as Ribosome-releasing factor 2, mitochondrial. Gene Ontology annotation, cellular component: mitochondrion. The record is from RefSeq and is a predicted model, not a curated record. NCBI's taxonomy places the organism in Eukaryota, Fungi, Ascomycota, Sordariomycetes, Glomerellales, Glomerellaceae. Gene Ontology annotation, biological process: ribosome disassembly; mitochondrial translation. Gene Ontology annotation, molecular function: GTPase activity; GTP binding.
AUGUUGUAUUAUAGCGGCGUGACUCGCCGAGUUGGAGACGUCGAUGCAGGAAACACUGUGACUGACUUCCUCGACCUGGAGCGGGAACGAGGUAUCACAAUUCAGUCAGCAGCCAUCACUUUCAACUGGCCCCUUCACGAGGAAUGCGCCCCAGGCACAACCCCCAAAACGAUCAAUCUUAUCGACACACCAGGUCACCAAGACUUCAGAUUUGAGGUCGACAGGUGUCUGCCCGUUCUUGACGGAGCUGUGUGUAUUAUCGACUCAGUGAAAGGCGUAGAAGCUCAUACGGAGAGAGUAUGGGCUUCAGCACAUGACCACAAGAUCCCUCGCAUUGUCUUCGUCAACAAGCUCGACCGAGACGGUGCUUCAUUUCGAAAAUCUGUGUUGGAAAUCGGGUCACGUUUGAACGGGUGGCCACUUGUAUGCCAAAUUCCGUGGUGGGAAGGCGACCAGUUUGUCGGUGUCAUCGACGUCAUGGACCGAGUUGGAUAUCGGUGGAAGGCAGAGAAGCAGAAGACGAAGUACGAGUUCGCGGAACUACAAGAGGUGCUCAAGGGCAACUAUCUUCUCGAUGAGAUUGAGACAGCUCGCGAGCGGCUCAUUGAAGGCCUCGCUGAAUGGGAUGAGUCCAUUAUGGACCUGUUCGCAGACGAUCCAAGCAAAAUCACAGGCAAGAUGUUGAAAGACAGCGUUCGAAGCGCCAUCCGCAGCGGCGACGGAAACGUCAUUCCCGUUCUAGCAGGUGCCAGCUUCCGGCACAUUGGUGUCGAGCCCCUGAUGGACGCCAUCGUCGACUACCUUCCCAGUCCUGACGAACGCCCUGACCUUGAGAUCCGUGCCGGGCCGGCAAAGCACAACCUCACUACGCUACUCGAUCAGAACUCGAGUAAGAAGCCAGGUCAGCAGCGUGUGGCAGCAGUCGCCUCCGUUUUCAAGGUCUAUAAUCACCCCAAAGAGGGGAUCCUGAGCUUCGUCCGGGUCUACUUUGGCGAACUUCACAAGAACUCGUCAACCUGGAAUACGCAUAACCAGCUCGCAGAGCGUCCGUUCGGCUUGUUGCAAAUAUCCGCGGAAAAAACCGAAGAUGUACAACACCUCGCCACGGGUCAGAUUGGCGCCAUCAAGGGUCUGAAGAAGGCUCGGACGGGCGACACGCUGCUCGCCACUGUUGCUCAGAAGCAGAUCCCGGAUGCCCUCAAGCAUAUCCAAAUCAGACCACCGGAAAUUCCCCCGCCUGUAGCUUUCCUCGCGAUUGACCCCCACGGGCCUGCAGCUUCCAAGGAGCUAGAGAUCGCGCUCGACAAUGCUUCACGAGAAGAUCCCAGCUUGAGAUGGAGCCGUGACGAGAAGACGGAGCAGUUCAUUCUGCAGGGUAUGGGCAAACUCCACCUUGAUAUCGCCGUCUAUAACCUCAAGCAGAACCCCAAGGUGCAAGCCGACUUCGGCCCUAUCGAGGUCGAUUAUAAAGAGUGUAUCACAUCCUCAAUCGGACCGCAUCAUGUCACCUUUGACAGGGUCGUCGCAAGUAAGUCGGGCAAAGUAUCAUGCACAGCGACUCUGGAACCUCUGGAAGAUCACUACCGCCAAGCCGCACUUGAGCCAACUAUCGAACGCGAUGGGAACAUGAUUCAUGUAAUCAUCGAUCUUCCCGAAGAAGGCAAUAUCGCCUUCGAUCCCGAGGAAGCCCGACAGCAACUCAUCAACGGCGCCGUCGCAGCUGUGGCCCGCGGCCCGCGUCGUGGCUCCCCCGUUCAAGGCUGCCACAUCACCAUCACUGUCGACGCCGCAGCUGCCGAGAGCCCAUCCGGUGGACACUUCGCCGGCGCAGCAUCUCGAGCCGUGCGCGAGGCACUCCGCGAGGCCCACAUCACAAGAGGUGCGGUGGGCGUCCUCGAGCCCGUCAUGCUUCUACACAUUAGCUGUCCCGAGGCAGCCGCGGGCUUGGUGCAGCACGACAUCAGCUCGGGAGCCGGCGGGCACGUGCUGGAAGUCAAUGACAAGUCUGCCGAGUCGAGUUCGCACAUCGACGUCAGCAGUAUCUACGCGCCACCAGAUCCAUACGAGAUUGUGGCUUCGCUGAGGGGGAAGAAGUCGUUGGCGAGGACGGUGGAGAUCGUAGCCAAGGUGCCGUUCAAGGAGGUCUUGAACUUUGACGAGCAGCUGAGAGGCAAGACUGGCGGAAGACACUCGAUGACGAUGGCCUUUGAUAGUUUUGAUCGUGUCGUUGGCCAACGAGAGAAGGCUUUGUAA